UCUGUGGUUCACAAGUGUGUAAUUUGCAGGAAACUCCGUAAACCCUCCGCCCAACAAAUCAUGGCCGACCUAACUGCAGACAGAGUUGUUCCAUCACCCCCGUUGCAGUCCUAGGAGUAGAUGUCUUUGGCCCUUGGAAUGUAGUGGCACGCAGAACAAGGGGAGGAUUAGAUGGGCCGUAUUAUUAAGCUGUCUCACAUCUAGGGCAGUUCAUAUCGAGAUCAUCGAGGAUAUGAGUAAUUCAUCAUUUACCAAUGCUCGAGCCCUAGCUUAAUACAGAAAAGAAUGCCAUUGAAUUUCCAUUAUUUCUGCAGUUUAUUUCUGACCAUUGAAACCCCAUUGCUUUUCCAGUUACCAAGAUGUCGCAUAAAAGGGCAUUAUAUAUUGUCUACCAAGAAAAACCAUUGAAUUUCCAGUUUCCAGUUAAACUACACAGUGAAAACUCAGUGAAAGUCUAUUGAAAGUACACCAUUGAAAAUGAAUACUUAUGCAAAUUAGUUUGCACCAGUUAAAUGAUGUCAUCUUUCAAUGCUAAAUUAAUGGAGAAAGGAUGGUUUACUCAAAUGCAUUGAAAACCCAUUGAUUUUCCAUUGAUUAUUAUUUGAUUGCUUAAGUUUAUAGAAGAUAAGUAGGUCAAGAUCAAGUUGCAUCAUAAGAUAACCCUGAACAUUUUGCAGCUAGAAUACUGACCCAGAAAAAAAUUCAAAUCUCCCCUUAAUGCUUCUUAUAAUGUAAUUUUCUGUACAAAAUUCAGUUGAGCAAUAAAUAACUGGACAACUGAAUUGUGCUUGAUAUAAAAAGGUAAAUAUUAUCUAAAUGCUCUCAUGCAUACUUACAUGCAUAAUUAAAUUAUUUAAUAGUUUAUUGACUUCAAAAUACAAUCUAAAAUGGUAGACAUGAAGCUAUAUUACAUAACUCUUUUUUUCAAUACAUCCAUGCACUAGCUGCUUGCAACACUUAAUUAAAUCACUUGAUCUUGCAAGAUUUGUAUCUAUUAAUUCGAGGACCCGUGAGGGAAUUUCGAUCUGACCAUGGGACAAACUUCAUAGGUACAUUAGACAGCAUCAACGUUCAUGCUGUUUUUGUUGAGUCUGGACCUGUCAAGAAGUUUCUCUCCGCUAAUAGAGCCAAAUGGACCUUUAAUCCACCCCAGGCAUCCCACAUGGCUGGAUCGUGGGAGAGAAUGAUUGGAAUUGCUAGGAAAAUUCUGGAUGUUAUUCUACUCAACCCCAAAACCAAGGAACUAAUACUCAUGAAGUGUUGUGUAUGUUUAUAAUAUUGAUUUUUCUGUCAGGGAAUAUUAAAAUAGAUUACAUGUUAAUUAUUCAUUUUGAUAUGUGGCAGAACCUUUUCCAGUCAUGUUAUAUUAUGAGGGUGGUCUCUUUGAGAUUUAAGUUCAAUGAUUAUCCAUGUAAAAAAAGUAAGAAAUACCCACACAACUAUCUAUAGCUAUUUAACAAAAGGGAUACUUGAAUCGCCUUUAUAUAUCGCAAUAUAUGUUAUCAUGCGUUUUCAGAUCUUUUAAAAGAAUUGCAAUGUGUUUACUGUAAAUAGUUCUCAUAUUCUGAAGCGUCAUUCUAACCAAUGCAGAAGUGUAACUUAAUUUACUGGAAACUUUGAGCGUCUCUUCUGUUGUUCCAAUGCCUGCAUUGAGCAACUCUUCAGUCUUCCAAUGCCUGCAUUGAGCGUCUCUUCAGUCUUCCAAUGCCUGCAUUGAGCGACUCCUCAAUCGUCCAAUGCCUGCAUUGAGUGUCUCUUCAUUUUUCCAAUGCCUGGAUUGAGCGACUCCUCAGUCGUCCAAUGCCUGCAUUGAGCAACUCUUUAUUCAUCAUUGCAAUCAUCCAAUGCAAGCAAUUAGUACCACUCAUUCUUCACCCAAUGCAGGUAUUCCUUCUGUCCAAUGAAAGCACACUGGAUGCAUAUAAUGCCAUUGCCCAUAUGCAUAAUAAAAUGUAUAUUGCAGUUUCUGCAUUGCUUCAAUGCUGAGUUUUAACUCUAAGAAAAUAUUCCAAAUAAGGAACAUGAGGUCUAAAACAUAAAUAUUUUAAUUCCCGUUAUCACAAAACUGAAUGACAAAGCAAGGAAUGGUUUUAUCAGAAUGUCGCAAGAAAAAUUCACAUAUUUUGCUGAUAUUUCGAAUGGAUACUUGGCGUGUUUCUGUGAAUUGCCUUAAUUAACGCAGAAAAAUCAGAAAAAAAUGGUUGAGACAAAUAAAAAAAAUAGUGUAGACUGCAUUUAAGUAAAUAUAUGUACCGUAGCUUUUACCAAACGCCCCUCAUGUUAUGAUUUAUCAUUAAAUUUUUGAUUUAUUCAGGCAAAAUUAGAAAGGUUAGCCUCUCUCCAACAGUGUUAAUCAGUUAAUUAACUAUCGCGAAAUAUUUCAAUAUUGAUUUGAAAAAUCACAAUCUAUUUCUAAAUGUGCAUUAUAUCUGACAGUCAUUUAUACAAACUGUCAAAAUUAAUUGCAUGCUUGUCUUUAAAAUUCAAAUUUCAUAUGAUUUAUUUUCAGGCGAAAUUUUAUUACCCCAAAUAAAUAUAAUUGUUUCCAGCGUGAAAUUCCAUAAAAGUGUAUAUACACAAGAACUUUGCUACUGUUUUCCCCUUGUGCAAAAUUUUAAUAGAGACUUAUACAGAAGGUGUUGACAUUUUCUGAUUACAGAUGUGUGUUAUGUCUAUGAACUAGGACACACAUAUAUACAUCGUAUUUUGAUUUUUUAAAAUCAUACAAUAGUUAGGAAUAAAGGUGUUUAUGAACAUAUUUUUGUUAUCUGUCCUCACCACUACCUCAUCAGUUAAAGAGGUUCGCUCCUUAGGUUUUGGGUAGCCAUUUUGGGUCACCUCUUGUCUGAAAAUCCUGCAUCACAUAUUAAUUCUAGUAGUAUUGUUAUAUAUUAGAAUGCCAAAUAAACUUUACUGAAUAAAUUUUUUUUAAAACAAUUACAUUUUAACAGAGUUUAGUUAGGGACUAUAUUUUGUGGCGGAAGGUUCUCAAUACUGUCAUGAACAAUUUUCAAUACUCACUAGUUUUAGAGUAUUGUUACUUUAGCUUUCUAAUUUUCAGCGCAGACCAAACUUCUAGAUAGUUUGUAUAUUACGAUAUCUUCGUGAUGUUCUAAAAACAUAUUCAAAGAAUAUUUUGAUAUUUCUAUCGAUAUAUAUUGGCAUACACAUGUAUUUAGCUUAUAUUUUAUAGAAGUGAAGAAAAAAGUACACUCCAAUUUUGGCCUAAAAUUAUCUUAUUUCAUGCUAUAUCUCACAUUUUUGAGAUGUGACCCCUAUUUGAUUUACUAUUAAAUGCAUGUCUAAUUGUAUGCAAAGUUUUGGAAAGAUGACAUUACUAUGGGUUUUUUUAUUUGCGUCAUAAUUUGAUUACCUGGUACUCCAAAAUUUUGUAACAUCUGUUGUUGUGUUCAUUAUGUACUGACCUUUGAAGCCACCAGUAAAGCAAGAAUUUUUAAAUUUUGACUUAGAUUUUACUUUUAUGGUCACUACAUGUGUUCAACUUCAUGCUGUAUUAAAAUCAUAACUAAAUAAUAGUUCAAACUAUAAAUAUUUGUUUGAUUUCUUCAAAUUAUCAAUUUCCGUGUCAAAGUUUAGCAAAAAUUUCUGGAAAAUUAUUAUUUCUGUUUAGGGCCAUAUAUAUCCAAAAUAUGGCAUGUGACAUGGGACACAAGUAAAAUAAAUGAACAUUUUAGGUCCCUAUCCUUAUAUCCAAGUGGUUUUCGGGUGAUUGACAUUACUAUUAUUUCAGGUGCCAACCUCCUUAAACAUUUUUUUUUUUAAACCUGAUAGUAUACUAGUAUUCCCUGUACCCAAUAGCACAAACACUUCAAAAUAAUUAAAAACUUAUUCUGUACAAGAACACGCAUUUACAAUUAUUCAUAUGUAUCCAUAACCUUUUAAGUGAAUAUUUUAUUUUCUAAGUUGCUGAGAUAUUUUUUUUUACCCAGGCUAGCGAUUUAGAAAAUGUUAACCUAUGAUACCAUUAUGUUAUUCAUCAAAUUACAUUGCGAGUUAAUAGCAUAUUAAGAUCAAUUACAAGAUGACAUCAUCAUUCUAUAUGACUUCUUAAAUAAAGAAAAUAAAUAUAUAGAUAGCAAAAAUGUUUUAGACAACAGAGUUUUGUUUGUUUUUUUGGUUAUAAUUUCUAAACAGUAUAAUUUUGACUUAUCAAAUUCCACAAAAAGGUUUGGAAUUAAAAGAAAAUUGUUUUGAAAUGUUAAUUAAUGUUGCAACUGCGCACCAAAAAACUAUAAAAACAGCCACAAACAAACAUAAUGAAUAAGUGUUAGUGAUCCUUGAUAAAAGUAGGCAAGUUAUCGAUCAUGGCAGGGCGAGUUUUAUUGGUUACUUUGGUUAGACAGCGUAAAAUACAGAAAAUGAAUCAAAUAGUGAUAGUGAAUUGACUAUCUUUGAAGUACCUUUUUUACGCAAAGUAAAUUUUUAACAAAAAACUUUUAGAUAAAGUCUUUCAUGACAAUUAUUACAAACAUCACAUAAUAGAAAUCAAAUGUUUUUGUUUCAUGUCAAAACGUGUGGUAUUUACAACGAAAAAUAUUGUUGAUAUGUUUACGCUUCAACAAUAUCAUGCUUCUUUAUUUUCAUGCUUAAUAUAUAUACAUGUAAUAGAUUAAACCUUUGCUAUAAUUGCAAUACGUUAAGAAGUUAUUCAUUUGAAAAAAAUGAAAUAAAAGAAGAUGAGUGGAUAAGGCGUGUAAAAUGCCCAUACACCAUCCGACAAGCUACUGAAAUAUUAAAAUAUCAAUGAAUCUGAUUUUUUUUAACAAAAAUAAUUUAAUACAAGAUAUAUUUAACAUAUCAUUGAUUUGUAACAAAUAACUAUGUUCAAUUCUUGGAAUAUGUUGGCUCAAACAGGCGUAUACUAUCAAAACCUGCAAAUUAUCUCAUUUUUUAGAACUUCAAGGUAUUUUCUUUCAUAGAGUGGGUCUGUGCUCCAUUUUUUUCCUCAUAAUCUAAAUAAAGUCUAAUGGAAAACAAACCGAUUUCAGUCAACAAAAAUGUGGAGAGAUGACCCACUAUACAUUAAGAAUAUCAUUUUGUGUCCCAACAAUUGAACGUUUUGAAAAAAUAAUACAAGUCCGUAAAUUCGUGGCCAAAGUCACACAUAGUAUUUGAGCAGCACACUUUAUUGUGUCUGAAAUGACUCAGUGGUAUCUUAUCCCCCAAUCUCCUUUAAAAACAUCACUGAAAAUUGGUUCAUAAUAUAGAUGCAUAUAGCUCUAAAAUUGACUAAACAACACAAACGUUGUCAUGCAAUUGAAAGAAAGGAAAGAGUAUUAAAAUUAUUUUCAUGAUUUCCAAAUGAAUUACAAUGUAAGAGCAAAUCUGAAAAUUCAAUAAGAUAGGAAAAAUAAGAAAGGUAAGGAUAGCAUAUUGCGUUAAAAUGUUGUCAUAUAAAACAAAGUAAGAAGCCCUAAUGCAUAAGUAAUUAAGACAUAUACGGUGAUUAGCAAUAGUCGACCCAUUAAUGAGAGAAUCUCCGAUGCGUUACUCAUUAAACAUAUAAAAGGUUUUGACGAGAAUCUUGUUAUCAAUUGUUAAAAAAACAUUAGGUAAGAGAUUGUUGUUUAAAUUUUGUAAACAUUCGAGUAAAUACAAUGUAUUUAAUUCGUAUCGAACCAUUCAUUUGGUAAGAAAGAAUGGCUAAAGCAUUGGACUUUGUCAAUUGUCGAAAUUAUUAUCAAAAAACUGGAAAAAGGAUUUCCUAUUAGUUAGUAAACCCGUAAACAAUCAUAUCCACCGGCAACAUAUGUUUACAAAGCACAUGCUUUUGCCUUUCAGGAAAGAACAAUGCAGUUUUUCUUUACCUUAGUGCUGGUACUAGCCACUUGGUGUGGUCUUCACUGCCAGCAUUUAGACGAUUUGCGGCAACGGGAAGGAGGAAUGGGUAGAGUAGGGGGUGGAUUGUGUGGGAGCUGUCGCAGGACGUACAGACCCGUCUGUGGGGUGGACGAAGAAACUUAUCUCAACAACUGCUUUGCUCGCUGCAGCCGAGUUCCUGUGCAAUGCUACAAGCGCUGUCCCUGCUCCUCCAACAGUGCGUGUGACAGGUGCCCUGUCCACUACUCACCAGUCUGUGGCACGGACGAACAAACCUACGACAACCAGUGCUUCGCUCAGUGCAGCGGCACCAUAGUAAGGUGUAGAGGAACAUGCCCAUGCUCCUCUCACAACUGCGCAUGCCCGUACACAUACCGCCCAGUAUGUGGAUCUGACGGCCAAACCUACCCUAAUGAAUGCCAAGCCAGCUGCAGGGGUAUAUCCGUGAGGUGUGAACAGCGGUGUCCCUGCAUUGACAAUUGCGAUUGCCCACAAAUAUAUCGCCCGGUCUGUGGAGAUGACAGAAGGACCUACGAAAACAGCUGCGAGGCUCGCUGCAGGGGCGUGUCUAUUCGAUGUGAGGGGAAUUGUCCGUGUUCUAACUGUGCCUGUCCACGGAUCAACGACCCGGUGUGUGGCAGCGAUCUGAGGACCUACACCAACUCUUGUUUGGCCCGCUGCAAUGGAGUUAUAAGAUACACAAGAGGAAGAUGCUAAAGGGUACAGGAAUUCCUGUGAGAAAUGAAGAUAUCAUAGGUCCUUCUAACUUAUUUAUGUAUCAAUAAAAAUAAAAAUGUAUGAAAUUAAAAACAAUUCUAUAUCUGUGGCCUCUCUGUGACUCCCGUGGAUUGUGUGUGUACAUGUACAUUGAACACACACGUUUACAGAAAUCUUCAAAUAAAUCUAAAAUAUUUUAUAUUUGUUCCUUUUAAAGUAUAUUAUGUAGAAUUUAAAGGGAUCUGGACACGAUUUCAGAUGAAAAUUUUAUUUUUGAUUUCUAUGUAUAAAAUAUU
Magallana angulata is the source of this 6854-nucleotide messenger RNA. Its product is annotated as serine protease inhibitor dipetalogastin-like. The record is from RefSeq and is a predicted model, not a curated record. The transcript has 8 exons. Lineage: Eukaryota; Metazoa; Mollusca; Bivalvia; Ostreida; Ostreidae. Gene Ontology annotation, molecular function: protein binding. The coding region runs from base 5812 to 6558 and encodes 248 amino acids.